AUGAGUAACGCGGUGGACCGCGACCUCGAAAUGGCCGAGGUCGACGCCAACGCCCAACGUCGCUCCUCCGACUGGGGAGACGAGAAGCCUCGCCAGCCCGCCGAAGCCCCUAGACCAUCAACAUCGGGAUCCGCCUCCACAAUGUCCUCCUCAGGGUCCAGUAGCUCUGUCGAGUACAAUCCCAAUGUGCACCGUCUGCAAUCCCGAAAUACCGAGGUCGACCUCGAGCGUCGGCGGUCUAAUCUAUCGCAGGCGCUGAGUCGCAUCGAGACACAACGGCUGCAACAUUCGAUGACCGUGGGUGAAAGUGUCAAGUCGCGCCCGUCCAAGCUGCCGUUACCCCCAAUGGGUGCUGGCAAACCCUAUCCACCACAAUUGCCGGACCGAGAGGACUACGUCGUGGAAUUUGACGGACCGGACGAUCCACUGUAUCCACAGAACUGGUCCCUGAAGACCAAGGCAUGGACCGGCGCAAUGCUUGCAUUCACCAGUAUCUGUUCCACAUUCGAUUCCGCCAUCUUCAGCGCAUCAACGAGAAGCGUGGCAUCCGUGUUUGGAGUCAGCGUCGAGGUUUCAACCUUGUCGAGCUCUCUCUACAUCUGCGGCUACGCAACUGGGCCUCUGAUCUGGGCGCCUCUGUCUGAGCUGAAAGGUCGUCGCUUGCCGAUCAUCUUCGCCAUGCUUGGGUUCGGAAUUUUCAACAUCGGUGUCGCGGUAGCCAAGGAUCUGCAAACCCUCAUGAUCUGCCGUUUCUUCUGCGGUGUCUUUGGUAGUUCGCCUCUUGCGGUCGUGGCGGCUGUCUUCUCCGACAUCUUCAACAAUCGCACCCGUGGUAUCGCGAUCGCCUGUUUCUCCAGCACCGUCUUCCUAGGUCCCCUGCUGGCCCCCUUUAUUGGUGGAUUCAUCAACAUGUCCUACCUGGGCUGGCGCUGGACAGCCUACAUCCCGGCGUUUAUGGGAUUCGCUGCGUUUGUGAUGAAUCUUUUCUUCCUCAAGGAAUCAUACCCUCCGGUGGUGCUCGUGGAGAAAGCCGCGGAAUUGCGCCGCCGCACCAAGAAUUGGGGGAUUCACGCCAAGCAGGAGGAAAUUGAAGUGGACUUGAGAGAUCUGGUGAUCAACAACUUUUCCCGUCCCUUACGACUGCUGAUCAAUGAACCCUUGAUUCUGGCCGUGACGCUCUAUCUCAGCUUCAUCUACGGCUUGCUCUACUGCUUCUUGACUGCCUACACACUUGUCUUCCAGGGCGUGCACGGGAUGAACGCUGGAGUCAGUGGUCUGCCUCUCUUCGGCAUGGUCGCGGGUCUCUUGAUUGCUGCUGCCUACAUCAUCCUCUCCAGCUCGUCCUACAACCGCAAGCUGGAGGCGAAUGGAGGGGUUCCAGUGCCGGAAUGGCGACUUCCUCCCGUCAUCGUGGGCGGUGCCCUCUUCGCCGCUGGACUCUUCUGGUUCGGAUGGACCGGUUUUACGGAUAGCAUCCACUGGAUCGUCCCCACGCUGAGUGGGCUAUUCACCGGAUUCGGGCUCUUGAUGAUCUUCAUCCAGCUCUUCAACUACCUCAUCGACACUUAUCUUAUGUUUGCCGCUUCCGCAAUUGCCGCCAAUACCUUCUGCCGAUCCCUAGUCGCAGCUGGUUUCCCACUCUUCUCGCGCCAGAUGUUUCAAAAUCUAGGCAUCCAAUGGGCAUCCACCCUCCUCGGCUGUCUCGCCGCGGUUCUCGUUCCCAUUCCCGUCGGAUUCUACUUCUUCGGCAAGAGACUGAGAAUGAAGAGCAAGUUUGCGCCCUUCUUCGAGCCCGCAAAUGAGUCGUGCGCCGUGGAUCACGGAGAUACGGUCGAGGACGAUGCUGAGCGUGCUUGA
Penicillium oxalicum is the source of this 1857-nucleotide messenger RNA. RefSeq names its product MFS transporter. The record is from RefSeq and is a predicted model, not a curated record. Gene Ontology annotation, molecular function: transmembrane transporter activity. NCBI's taxonomy places the organism in Eukaryota, Fungi, Ascomycota, Eurotiomycetes, Eurotiales, Aspergillaceae. The transcript is spliced from 3 exons. Gene Ontology annotation, biological process: transmembrane transport. The coding region runs from base 1 to 1857 and encodes 618 amino acids.